Molecule: messenger RNA, 2573 nt
Organism: Cynocephalus volans (Philippine flying lemur)
Lineage: Eukaryota; Metazoa; Chordata; Mammalia; Dermoptera; Cynocephalidae
Gene: ARL6IP1
Product: ADP ribosylation factor like GTPase 6 interacting protein 1
Exons: 6
Coding region: 69-680 (203 amino acids)
Biological process (GO): cotranslational protein targeting to membrane
Cellular component (GO): membrane; Sec61 translocon complex
Source: RefSeq, a predicted model, not a curated record
UGUAGCUUCUGGGUGGCAGGUCGUGUCUGGGGGAAGCUUGAGCUCGCUGAGACUGCACCUCAGGGACGAUGGCGGAGGGAGAUAACCGCAGCACCAACCUGCUGGCUGCAGAGACUGCAAGUCUGGAAGAGCAGCUGCAAGGAUGGGGAGAAGUGAUGCUGCUGGCCGAUAAAGUCCUCCGAUGGGAAAGAGCCUGGUUUCCACCUGCCGUCAUGGGUGUGGUUUCCUUGGUGUUUCUGAUUAUCUAUUAUCUAGAUCCAUCUGUUCUUUCCGGUGUUUCCUGUUUUGUUAUGUUUUUGUGCUUGGCUGACUACCUUGUUCCCAUCCUAGCGCCUAGAAUUUUUGGCUCCAAUAAAUGGACCACUGAACAACAGCAAAGAUUCCAUGAAAUUUGCAGCAACCUAGUAAAAACUCGACGCAGAGCUGUGGGUUGGUGGAAACGCCUCUUUACACUAAAGGAAGAAAAGCCUAAAAUGUACUUCAUGAGCAUGAUCAUUUCUCUUGCCAUGGUUGCUUGGGUGGGACAGCAAGUCCACAACCUGCUUCUCACCUACCUGAUAGUGACUUUCGUACUGUUGCUUCCUGGACUAAACCAACAUGGAAUCAUUUCAAAGUACAUUGGAAUGGCCAAAAGGGAGAUAAACAAGCUUCUCAAACAAAAAGAAAAGAAAAAUGAAUAAUGCAUCUGCUUUAUUCAAUAUGAUUAAUGGAGUACACAUUGUCCCUGGGAACAGUUUCUACUAUGCUCUCUGGAUACUAAAAUGUUAACAGAAGUAGCUCUUUGUUCUCCCUCACUCUGCCCUUAGUUAAAAGAAACUCACACUUGCCAAGUAUGGCUUUAUGCAUAGUGUCUUCGUGUCAGGUGUAGGUGGGUGCAUUCUAUCAGUUGGCUUUGUACAGACAACUCAUUAGUGAGUAUGAUUUGUUUUGAUUUUUCUCACCCAGGGUUAAUGAAAUUCUUACUUUUGGACAACUUCCUUUAAAAUAAUAUAGUGGUGAACUUUAUCCUUUAGUACAGUUAACAGUGACUCUGGAUAAUUGUUCAAGUUGGUCUUUGCUUUAGCUAGAUACAAGGUAGUGGUCUGUGGCUACAGGAAGCUGGUUCUACUGUCUGCUUCCACAGUCUGCUUCAAAAACUGUCUGGCUUUAUGAAUAUAUGAGAGACCAAGUUGACCACUUCUGAUGAAGAGACCAAUUAAGAUUCAUUCCUCAUUCUGUUUCUUUACUGGGGGGAAGAAUCCCCAUGGAAUUAAUGAAACUAAAUCCAUGGAUUUCUCCCUUGUGUAAAAUAGCAAUAUGUAGGAAACACUGUUCCUUUCCUUCCAAAAGAGGAAUCUGACAUGCUUAGAGCUCUUGUCCCAUUGCACUCAGACUUCAAGUUAGUAAAUCCUUAAAGGCUUUUUAAUACCAGAUUUCCAAAGGGUUUUAUUUAGUAUUUUUAGCAUACUUUUAAUUUCAGAUUUUCAACUGAUUUAAAGUACACAGUAGAUUAAGACUCAUGUCUAUGACCUUUACUCCAACACCAGCCAGUACAGGACAGAAGUCUUCCUAUGUUUACCCAAGAUUUAUUUCAUUAGAAAAUAAUCUUAUUCUACUAAUUAUUUUUAUUUUUUUUAGUCAUUAAUUUUUGAGAGACCAGAAUAAGCCUUUAAAACUAAGCCUCGGGGCCGGCCUGUGGCUCACUCGGGAGAGUGUGAUGCUGAUAACACCAAGGCCAGGGGUUCGGAUCCCGUAUAGGGAUAACCGGUUGGUUCAUUGGGUGAGCGUGGUGCUGACAACACCAAGUCAAGGGUUAAGAUCCCCUUACCGGUCAUCUUUAAAAAAAAUAAUAAAAUAAAUAAAUAAAUAAAUAAAUAAAACUAAGCCUCAAACUUCUCAUUUUAUGGUAAUACUGGCUGUUUGGUCCUCAUAGGUUUGGCAUAGGAGAUAGUGACUACACUGGUGUUUGACCUUUUCCUUGAAUAUUUCUCUGAAAAAUGCAAGGGCUAUUGGUGAGAGCAGACUUGUGAUGAUAGCUAGUUGGCCUCUGGUCUACACAGAUUUUGUAACUCCUUUGGAAAACUUAUAAUCAUUCUUUCCCUUUCAGUAGUUAGAAAUUUAGAGUAGUUGAAAUCUGUAGAAAUGAACCUUUGAGGGCCAAAAAUGUGACAUAUUUGGGAACAGUUCUUAAACUGAUUAGCUGUAAGAUAGUUUUGUGAAUUUAUUGCACUGAUGCUGUAGAACCUGUACCUUGUAUAUCUGUCCCUAAAUAAGUGUCAUUUUCUUCCCUUCAAUAUUGCUGUAAACAGUGGUGCCCGUUGUAGCAUAUGUUUGAUUUUUUUUUUUUAAUGUUUCAUAUGAAAACUACCUUAAUUUAACAUGUGUUUCCUCAUUGUAAAUAAGCCUGUCUUUCUACCUGGGUUUUUUUGUGUAUACAUGUUCUACUGAUUAACUACUUUUGCAGUUUAUUAUUUCUUCUACUUUGAUUUGUGAAAAGGGGGAAAAAUAAAAAACCUGGAGUCUCUUCUUGUGUCUUAUUUUAUAACUUAGUCAAUAUGUUUACAUGAUUGGACUUAUGAGUCUGAUUAAUGAAC